This is a messenger RNA of Psilocybe cubensis, 291 nucleotides long. RefSeq lists its product as uncharacterized. The transcript is spliced from 2 exons. Lineage: Eukaryota; Fungi; Basidiomycota; Agaricomycetes; Agaricales; Agrocybaceae. The record is from RefSeq and is a predicted model, not a curated record. The coding region runs from base 1 to 291 and encodes 96 amino acids.
AUGGCCCGGGAAACUGCUCGGGGUUUGCGCGGGGUCGAGUCGCAGAUGAAAAACAAGACGAGCUACGAGUACGUCGAGAAAAUCACUGCUCCGGAAACCUGGUGCUGGCGAAACUGCCCUUACGAUACACCGUGGAUACAGACACAGUACAAUCUGCUCGGCAUCGAGGCGCCGAAAAAGCAUUCCAUGUCAGAUUAUGGAAUGUCUUCGAGGCUCGAGAGGGACCGACAUGAGAAUUUUGCUCUGUUAGCCUUUGAUGAUGCUUACUACAGGCUUGCUGGCAAUGUUUGA